GGUGGUUCUCGCGUAUCUUUCUAAGGAACGCACCUCACCCCCACCCCACGCAAACAAAAAAGCGUACGGUUUUUCGCGUGCGCUCGCUCCCUCCAAGUUCUUUUUCUUAUUUAUGUUCCCUCCGCUCCUCCGUCUUUUCGUGCUCCCCUCUCCCUGUCAGGAGAAGAAUUCUCGGAAGCUUCUUGGAAGCGUCGCCAUGGACGGGAGAUCGGAAGCUUCUCCUCGAGUCAAAGAUCCGAGAACCAUCGCGAGAAAGUACCAGUUGGAGCUAUGCAAGAAAGCUGUGGAGGAGAACAUCAUUGUGUAUCUAGGGACGGGGUGUGGGAAGACCCACAUCGCGGUGCUGCUCAUGUACGAGCUCGGACAUCUCAUCAGGAAGCCAAGCAAGAAUAUCUGCGUGUUUCUUGCUCCAACCAUCCCCCUCGUUCGCCAGCAAGCUGUGGUCAUUGAGAACUCCACUGAUUUUAAAGUUCAGUGCUACUAUGGUGGCCACAGGCAUUUGAAGGAUCAUGAUCAGUGGAAUAAGGAGAUCGACCAAUGUGAAGUGCUUGUUAUGACCCCACAAAUAUUGCUACACAAUUUGCGACAUUGUUUCAUCAAGAUGGACGCAAUUGCACUUUUAAUUUUUGAUGAGUGUCAUCAUGCACAAGCAAAAAAAAGGCAUCCAUAUGCACAAAUAAUGAAGGAGUUCUACAAGACUGAUGCUAUCAAAUCUCCUCGUAUUUUUGGCAUGACUGCUUCUCCAAUCAUUGGAAAAGGUGGGUCCAGUCAAUUGAACUAUACCAAAUGCAUCAACAGUCUUGAAACAUUACUUGAUGCCAAGGUGUGCUCUGUUGACGAUACUCUAGAACUUCAAAAAGUAGUUUCUUCUCCGAAUAUAAAGGUUUGCUUCUACGAUACCGCUGAUCAUAGUGCUUCGAGCCUUAUAGGAACUUCCAGGAAAAAGCUUGAGGAGAUAAAACUCCAGUGUAUCUCGAUGAUAAGGGAGAAGGUACAUGAUCUCAACAAUCUCCAGAAGAGUAUAAAGGGUCUGUCCAGGUUGCAUGAUAAUUUGGUUUUCUGUUUGGAAAACAUUGGUUUUUGUGGGGCAAGACAAGCCGCACGAGUCUUUCUAGCUGCAGAUGGGAUUGAUGCAAUGGAGAGCGAGAUAGACAACAAUAACAGUGACAAGUGCCUUUCAGACCAAUAUUUAAGCAAGGCAAUCUCAGUUUUAAGUGGUGAUUUAUUAUAUGAUGAUACGAAGGGCCGCUCUGUUACUUUAGAGACUUUAGAAGAACCAUUUUUCUCAAAAAAAUUAUUAGUUCUCAUUGAAAUUCUGUCAUGUAACAGGCUACAAGAAAACAUGAAAUGUAUAAUUUUUGUGAAGAGAAUCAUGGUUGCAAGAUCAUUAGCAUAUAUCCUUGGGAACAUAAAGUCUCUUCAUUAUUGGAAAUGUGAGUUUCUCGUGGGAUGUCACUCUGGAUUGAAAAGCAUGUCACGGAAAAAAAUGAAUUCCAUUGUUGAAAAAUUUUCUUCUGGUGAGGUGAAUCUCCUUGUUGCUACUAAUGUAGCUGAAGAAGGACUUGAUAUUCAAACCUGCUGCCUUGUAGUGCGGUUUGAUCUGCCUGAAACUGUAGCUAGCUUCAUACAGUCCAGAGGACGUGCUCGGAUGAUAACAUCUGAAUAUGUAUUUCUUGUGGAAAGAGGAAACCAGCGUGAACAGAAACUACUGGAUGAUUUUAUGUCUGGGGAGGAUAUUAUGAAUAAAGAAAUUAGUUGCAGGACAUCUAGUGAGACCUUUGAUUAUUUGGAGGAGGCUAUGUAUAAAGUUAGUAGCACCGGUGCCUCCAUCAGUACUGGCUGCAGUGUUUCCCUUCUUCAUCGUUAUUGUGCCAAGCUACCUUGUGAUAUAUAUUUUAUUCCUUCACCAAAGUUCUUUUACAUAGAUGACAUAAAUGGGACCAUUUGCAGAAUAAUUCUUCCUCCAAAUGCUCCUAUUCGUCAGGUCGAAAGUCUGCCCUAUCCUUCGAAGGAUGAAGCUAAGAGAAAUGCUUGCCUUCAAGCAUGUAAGGAGCUUCAUGAACGAGGUGCUUUAACCGAUUAUCUUUUGCCUGGUCUAGAUGAUGGAAAGAAGAACGGAUCAACAAUGCAUCACUCCAAGUGUGACAGUACUGAAGAUGAUAAUCUAAGAGAAGAACUUCACGAGAUGCUAGUUCCUGCUGCUCUUAAAAUAUCAUGGAAUAAUCUUGAUAAUGACGUAAAUCUGUUUUUUUAUUAUAUUAGAUUUGUUCCUAUCCCGGAGGAUAGACAAUAUCAGAUGUUUGGUCUUUUUGUUAAAGCUCCUCUUCCUAAAGAAGCUGAAGCACUGGAAGUUGAUUUGCAUCUUGCUCAUGGUAGAAUUGUUAAGACAGGGUUUGAACCUUUAGGGACGUUAACAUUUAACAAAGAAGAGACCAAGCUAGCAGAAAAUUUCCAGGAAAUGUUCCUCAAGGUCAUCCUUGACCGGUCAGACUUAUCUUCUGAAUUUGUUCCAUUGGGAAAGUAUGAUGCAUCUCAACAUAGCUCAUCAAUCUUUUAUCUCUUGCUUCCAGUCAAGCAACAAAGAUAUGGUGAAAACUUGACUGUUGAUUGGACAACUAUUAGACGUUGCUUGUCAUCACCAGUCUUUGGCCCUAUAACAAAUUUGUGUGAGAAGGAUCCCCAUCCGAUGAAUGAUACUUUGGAGCUACUUAAUGGUCCAAUCAACAAAUGUGAUGUCUUGAACAGCUUAGUUUUCACUCCCCACAACAAUCUAUUUUUCUUUGUUGAUGGCAUUCUUCAUGAAACAAAUGCCAGCAGCCAAUAUAGGGGUACAAGAGCCAUGAGCUAUGCGGAAUACUACCAGAACAGCAGGUUUGGUAUUGAGCUAUUGCACUUAGAACAACCAUUUUUGAAGGCCAAACAACUCUUUUCUUUGCGUAACUUGCUCCAUAAUCGAUUACAAGAGAGCACAGAGGCCCGUGAGAUGGUGGAGCACUUUGUGGAAUUACCUGCAGAACUAUGUUUGUUAAAAAUAGUUGGUUUUUCAAAAGAUAUUGGCAGUUCUUUGUCGUUAUUGCCUUCUUUGAUGCAUCGUCUGGAAAACUUGCUGGUGGCUAUUGAGUUGAAGGAGGUGCUUUUAGCAUCUUUCCCAGAAGCCUCUGAAGUUCGAGCUAAUUGUAUUCUUGAAGCGCUCACUACAGAGAAAUGCUUGGAGCGUCUUUCUCUCGAGAGGUUUGAAGUUCUUGGCGAUGCUUUCUUAAAGUAUGUAGUGGGUCGUCACAGUUUUGUUUCAUAUGAAGGCCUAGACGAAGGCCAAUUGACCAGGAAGCGUUCUAGUAUUGUGAACAAUUCGAAUCUUUAUGAUCUAGCAAUUAGAAAAAAUUUACAGGUGUACAUACGUGAUGAAUGGUUUGACCCAGCUCAGUUCUUUGCACUAGGCCGUCCAUGUACAGUUGUUUGUAAUGUGGAGACAGAAUCAACAAUACAUCAACGGGGAAAUAAUACUACAACAUAUGGAGCAGAAGCCAUGAAUGUGAAAUGUACUAAAUCCCAUCAUUGGCUGCACAAGAAAACUAUUGCAGAUGUUGUGGAAGCUCUUAUUGGAGCAUUUCUUGUGGAGAGUGGAUUUAAAGCUGCAAUUGCAUUUCUUCGGUGGAUCGGGAUUCAAGUUGAUUUUGAAGUUUCAGAUGUUUAUAGAGCUUGUGAAUUAAGCAAGAGCAAUAUGUCGCUCAUUGAUGGUACAAAUGUUGCUGAGCUCGAGCAGUUGUUAUGUCGUACAUUUCGGUACAAGGGUCUUCUUAUGCAAGCACUUGUACACCCUUCUUAUAAUAAGCACUCAGGAGGAUGCUACCAGAAGCUGGAGUUUCUUGGAGAUGCUGUCUUGGAGUACUUGAUAACAUCCUAUCUCUAUUCUGCUUACCCAGAUCUGAAGCCAGGUCAAAUAACUGACUUAAGAUCGAUAACUGUCAAUAAUAACUCCUUCGCACAUGUAGCGGUGUGGCGAUCUUUGCAUAAAUAUCUUAUAAAAGAUUCAAACAGUCUCACGGAGGCAGUAAACAAAUUUGAGACUUUUAUUCGGUUACCUGAGUCGGAAAGAGACUUGCUUGAGGAACCAGCAUGUCCAAAGGUACUUGGUGAUAUCAUCGAAUCUUGUGUAGGUGCUGUACUUUUGGAUACAGGAUUCAAUUUAAAGCUUGUUUGGAGGUUAAUGAUCACACUCUUGAAGCCGGUCUUGAGUUUUUCUAGCUUACAGCUUAACCCUGUUAGAGAACUCCGAGAACUUUGUCAAUGCUAUGAUUUUGAGUUGGGACUUCCAGAUCCAACAAAAAUAAAAGAAGGCUAUUUUGUCAAAGUAGAAGUGGAUGCAAAAGGUAACCCCUUGAGUUGCACUGCAACCAACAAAAACUCGAAAGCUGCCAGAAGAAUGGCUGCACAAGAAGCACUUUCUAAACUGAAGGCGCUUGGUUACAAACACAAAAGGAAGUCACUGGAGGAAAUUGUCCGGUCAACUCGGAAGAAGAAUGCAGAACUUAUAGGCUUUAAUGAAGAGCCCAUAGUAAUAGAGAAUGCUGAUUCCAUUUCAUUGGGGAAAUUGCAAAUUCAGGAGUUAGAAGAGACUCCACCUAUGUUUGAUCUCCCAGAGGCAAGAGAGUCUCCUUCAUCUUCCAUCAACAAGUUUUCCAUUCCAUCAAAUGCAGAAGGAAGACCUAAGGCUGCAAACAGUGAAGCUCACAGAAACAAAGAUCAACAUGAACCAGUAAUAGUGCUUCAUGAUUGGACCGAUGGAGCAACUGAGAAUCAGAGGGAGAUCAAUGGUGCUUUGGGUCGCAAAAUGGCAAAGUCAUGGCUGUUUGAGAUCUGUGCUGCCAACUAUUGGAGUCCUCCUUCAUUUGAGUGCUGCAAAGAUGAAGGACCAAGCCACCUAAGGAUGUUCACUUACAAGGUUACUGUUGAAGUUGAAGGAAUUACCCCAAUACGCCUGGAGUGUUUCGGUGAAGCAAAGCCGCAAAAGAGAGCUGCUGAAGAUCAUGCUGCGGAAGGGGCAUUGUGGUGUCUUAUGCAACUUGGAUAUGUAAAUAAGCCCUAAGUCUUGUCAUUUUGGUCAAUAUUUACCAUCAUUUAUACAAUCAUUUUGUUCUUCCCCGGUUCUUGGAGUAAAUAUUACCAGACCAACACAGCCUAACCAACCAUGAAUAUGCAGCUUUUCAGCUCCAGUUUCCAUAUCAUUGUUGUACAUAAUGUUGACCAUAGAUGAGAUGAAGCUCUUUUUUGGUGCCCCAUGUAUAUAAGAAUACAGAAGGGUUUGCCGGAAUUUAAAACAAGUUAUCAAGAGCUACAUGUACAGAAAAAGAUCCUGUAAAGUAUCCAUCUGCAGUACAGUAAAACUGUAAUUUUCAAGCUUGCGCUUUAGAUGCUUGUUAUGCGAGUGCAAA
Elaeis guineensis (African oil palm) is the source of this 5432-nucleotide messenger RNA. Its product is annotated as endoribonuclease Dicer homolog 4. The record is from RefSeq and is a predicted model, not a curated record. Gene Ontology annotation, cellular component: cytoplasm; nucleus. Gene Ontology annotation, molecular function: ribonuclease III activity; protein binding; ATP binding. Lineage: Eukaryota; Viridiplantae; Streptophyta; Magnoliopsida; Arecales; Arecaceae. Gene Ontology annotation, biological process: siRNA processing.